AUGCUCCGCCAGCUCACGUCGUCGUCCAUCACCCGCGCGCACAGGCGCCACUUGUCCCGCGCGUCGUCCUCCGUGUCCCUCACUAUCCCCGGACUGUCUGCUGACGUGCGUCACGACUGGACGAAAGAGGAAGUGCAGAGCGUGUACGACCAGCCGCUGCUGGAGCUCGUAUACAAGGCCGCCACGGUGCACCGCAUGCACUUUGACCCGACGGAAGUGCAGCAGUGCACGCUGCUGUCGAUCAAAACCGGUGGCUGUACCGAAGACUGCAGAUACUGCUCCCAGUCGUCUCGGUACAAGACGUUCGUCAAGCCCGAGCCAACGAAAAAGGUUGACGAAGUGGUUGAGAUGGCACGACGUGCAAAAGCAGCUGGCAGUACCCGGUUCUGCAUGGGCUCUGCGUGGCGUGAAGUGGGCAAGAAGAACGCUUUUCAGCACAUUCUGAACAUGGUGCGGCAAGUCAAGGCCCUGGAUCUUGAAGUGUGCUGCACGCUCGGGAUGCUCACGGAAGAGCAGGCCGUGCAGCUCAAGGAAGCGGGGCUGUCUGCCUAUAACCACAACUUGGAUACGAGUCGAGAGCAUUAUGCCAAAGUCGUGACAACGCGCACGUACGAUGACCGUCUCGAGACCAUUGCAAACGUGCGUCGCGCCGGGAUUUCCGUCUGCUGCGGCGGGAUCUUAGGGCUUGGCGAGGAGAAGGUGGACCGCAUUGGGCUCUUGCAUACGCUGGCUACAAUGGACGAACACCCCGAGUCCGUGCCCAUUAAUGCCUUGGUGUCAGUGGAAGGCACGCCGCUGUUUGACGACGACGUGGCGCCUGUCACUGCGUCGGACAUGGCGCGGAUGAUUGCAACGGCACGCAUUGUGAUGCCCAAGACUAUGGUGCGGCUGAGUGCAGGUCGCAUGUCGUUCACGGACUCGGAGCAGGGGAUGAUGUUCAUGGCUGGUGCCAACUCGAUCUUUAACGGCGACACGCUGCUGACGACUGCCAACCCGGCGUUUGAAAAGGACAAGAUGCUUUUCGAGAGCUUUGGACUAAAAGGGAAGCCGGCGUACCAAGCGCACAAGUCGACGCCGUAUAUCGUCAAAGUGACGCACUCGGUGCCAGCGAUGAAGGAGGCCGUUGCAUGA
This is a messenger RNA of Peronospora matthiolae, 1131 nucleotides long. NCBI's taxonomy places the organism in Eukaryota, Oomycota, Peronosporomycetes, Peronosporales, Peronosporaceae. The record is from the annotation of a GenBank genome assembly.